AUGAAUCGCGAUGCCCUCGCUUCCGGCACUAUGGAUUCUUCCCAGCCUCUAGCAUCUUCCAGUUCGUCAACGGUCCUCGAUACCCCCCGAAUGCAAUAUCGCAGCCGCCCGGUCUCGGUCGCCGUCGACCCCGUCUCGCUGAUCAUCUCGGAAUGCAUCUCGAUCACGUCGGCCAUCCAGAAGCAUGCGCGCUCCCAGCACUCGUCUGUUUCGGCGAUUCUUGGAGGAAACCCGAACCCCCUGCAGCUAGGCCCUCCCAGCCCCUCACUCACCGGACGAAGCAAAAGUCCCCUCGGCCUCGGCCUCGAUGGCGACUCUGACGCUGCAUUUGGCAACCGAUGGGGCCUUCGUGGCCAGAGGGGCAGGAGCAUGCAGGAUAACCCCAUGAUUGCAGGCUUCGGAAAGCUGCGACACGAAAUUGCCGGGAGCAAAGAUGUUCGCACCUUCGAUGCCCCCUCGCUCCUCGCCCCUUUUCUGCACGUUAUGCAAGCAAAGGGCACCGCGGCUCCCAUCACGAUCCUCGCUCUUGGUGCCCUGCGAAAGUUCCUCGCAUACGGUUUUGUCUCCCCCGAGUCUCCUCGAUUCGCCCUCGCUAUGCAGUCCCUUUCGGCUGCCGUCACGCACUGUCAGUUCGAUAUAAGUGAUUCGGGUCAGGUUGAGGUCGUUCUCCUCAUGAUACUCAAUCUCAUGGAGGAUAUGAUGUCCGGGCCGGGAGGGGAUAUACUCAGCGACGAGAGUGUGUGUGAUAUGAUGGGUCGUGGCUUAGCCAUCUGCUCACAGCCACGCUUCUCGCCUGUCCUGCGCCGUACUGCCGAGGCUGCCAUGGUGAGGAUGUGUCAGAUUAUCUUUGAAGAUGUCAAGCAUAUCGAGGUCGAGGCUGGGCCCGAGUCGACGGCUCUUGAUCAGCAAGUCCAGGGCGCCAUGGGCCAUGUUAGGAUGGAAACAAACAAUUCCGAGGUCCUCAAGACGCCAGAGGCAGAGACGAAGGAUUCCGAGAGCACUAAGGGCUCUGAUAACGGGGGUGAGGAGGGGGAGAAGGAGGAGAAGUCAGAGGAGGCAGAAGGCGAGCCUACCAAAGUAGCGCGACAGAAAAAAGAGACGACUGAAGUCACUGAGGACACGGAGUCUCUGGAUCUGAAGCCUUACUCUCUUCCCUCUGUCCGCGAGCUCUUCAGGGUUCUUGUCAACUUCUUGGACCCUCACGAUCGUCAACACACAGAUACUAUGCGCGUUAUGGCUAUGCGCAUCAUCCAUGUUGCUCUCGAGGUGGCAGGUCCCUUCAUCGCCCGCCAUCCCGCCCUGGCCAGCAUUGCCGAGGACCGGCUGUGCUGCUAUCUUUUCCAGCUUGUCAGGUCGGACAACAUGGCCAUUCUCCAAGAAUCGCUCAUUGUAGCAGGCACACUGCUGACAACCUGUCGCCCGGUGCUCAAGCUGCAGCAGGAGCUCUUCCUAUCCUACCUUGUCGCAUGCCUUCACCCGACUGUCGAGAUCCCCCGCGAGCCUGGCAUCGACCCUUCCCUGUACUCGGGAAUACCCCAGACACCGAAGCUCGUCAAGCCCCCGUCUACACCUACACAGCAGCCGGCCAGCGGUCGCUCGACUCCAGUUCCCGUCAAGGAUAGGCAGAAGCUCGGAUUGGAGGGGGGAUCACGCAAACCAGAUGCUCGCCAGGCCAUGGUUGAGGGUAUAGGAGUCCUCUCGAGGAUGCCGACGUUCAUGGUGGAGCUUUUUGUCAACUACGACUGCGAUGUCGACAGGGCGGAUCUCUGCGAAGAUACUGUAGGACUGCUGACCCGCAACGCCCUUCCCGACUCAGCUACCUGGAGCACAACUAGUGUGCCCCCUCUGUGUCUCGACGCACUGCUCCGAUACAUCCAGUUCAUCGCUGAGAGGCUAGACAACGAGCCUGUUUCCGAGGGAUACCCUGACCCAGCUCAUCUGAGGGAGGAGAGGCGGAAGAAGAGAGUCAUCAUCCAAGGUACCACCAAGUUCAAUGAGAAGCCAAUGGCCGGACUUGGUUUCUUGGAGGCCCAAGGCAUCAUCAAGGAUGCUCGGGACCCUGUAGAGGUUGCUACUUUCCUCAAUGGGACCUCGCGGGUCUCCAAGGCUGUGCUUGGUGACUUCCUAUCGAAACGAGGGAACGAGGCCAUUCUCAGCGCCUUCUUGGACCUAUUCGACUUCUCGGGCAAGCGCGUGGAUGAGGCGCUGAGACUGCUGCUGGAGGCUUUCCGGCUCCCCGGUGAGGCUCCCCUCAUUGCCACAAUUGUCGAGGUAUUUUCCGAGAAGUACAUUGAUGGUGCGAACCCUCCCGAGGUUUCGGACAAAGAUGCCGCGUUCAUCUUGACCUACGCCAUCAUUCUGCUCAACACCGAUCAGCACAACCCCAACCUCAAGGACCACAAGCGCAUGACUCUGGAUGACUUCUCGAGGAACCUGAGGGGACAGAACGCCCGCGAGAAUUUUGCCCCCGAGUACCUGCAGGAGAUUUACGAGACCAUAAAGUCUGACGAAAUUAUUCUCCCCGAUGAGCACGAUAACAAACAUGCCUUUGAUUAUGCUUGGCGUGAGCUUCUUCAGAAGACUGAGUCGGCUGGCGAGCUUGUUGUUUGUGACACAAACAUCUAUGAUGCCGACAUGUUUGCUGCCACCUGGCGGCCUAUCGUCUCUACCCUCUCCUACGUCUUCAUGUCUGCCACGGAUGACGCCGUCUUUGCGAGAAUCGUGACGGGUUUCGAUGAGUGCGCUCGCAUCGCUUCCAAAUAUGGGAACAAGGAGGCCCUCGACCAGAUCAUCUACUGCCUCAGCCAUAUGACAACACUGGGAACCGACGUGCGCCUCAACACUGCUCUCAACACCGAGGUGCAAGUUGGGGAGGGAAGCGUCAUGGUCAGCGAACUGGCUGUUAAGCUUGGAAGGGAUUUCCGUGCUCAGCUGGCGACCCUGGUGCUUUUCCGUGUUGUCACUAAUAAUGAAGCUCUUGUCACCAAGGGUUGGAACGAUAUUGUUCGCAUUUGGGUAAACCUCUUUGUCAACUCCCUUACUCCUCCUUUCUCGCCUCCCGAACUUCCGGACCUCGGCAUCCCUCCUAUCCCCUUGCAGUCUCCUUCGCAGGUGAUCGACAGGGCCACCCGGUCCACAGAAACCGGCUUCUUCUCGGCGUUUACAUCCUACAUAUCUAGCUAUGCCGCCGACGAUCCUCCCGAGCCGUCGGAUGAGGAGCUGGAGAGCACCCUCUGCACCGUGGACUGCGUCAAGUCAUGCAAGAUUGACAAAGUGUUCAGCAACAUUGCAAAAUUACCAACCUCUUCGCUUAGUGGCUUAGUAGAGGCUCUGCUCGAGCAGUUGCCCGAGAACAAACAAGAACCCGUCAUCUCCGUGAAGCAAGAGGAUAUGCCCAGCCCCCACCCCAGUGGGCGUGACCGACCGUCGGAGUCUCUCGAGUAUGACCCUGUAGUGGCGUUCCUGCUCGAGUUUGCGACGAAGCUGGCCACCCGGGAUAAGGAUGCCGUCGAGGCAGUCGGGAAGCGAGAUCAUGACUUUGCCAAUGUCCCUUACCUACUUCACAGCAUUUCCACCCUCUCGCAAAGCGUUCUCAGCAAGGCCGCAGAACUCACUCUAGCCGGCAUUGCAACCUGUAUCGACCAGCCCGGGUCUUUGAGGAACGAGCUGAUGACAUCUCCCGACUUCUGGAAGCUGCUCCAGAAACUUGCUAGGGACCCAGAGUCUGCUGCCAAGGUGUUUGGUAUCCUCGAGAGAGGUACGUCCGGCAGCCCCCCUGCCAUUAUGGCUGAUAACUAUGAGGCAGCAAUUGCUCUGCUAGACGAUUUUGCUUCAGCUGCCAGCCCGCUCAAGUCUCAGGAGCCACAAGCUGCCCCUAAGAGAGCGGACCAGCCGAAGAAGCAGGCCAAUAAGGAUUAUGAUGCCAUCGUCAGGGGUUGCAAGGCCAUCGAAAUACUGCAGAACAUGACCGGCCGUAUCCCACAGCUCAUUGAGCAGUCUCACCUCGAGGCCAGCGAAGGUUGGCUUUGCCCGGAACUCCCUCAUACAUGUCCCCGACGACUUACUGAUUUUGUCUUUUUCACAGCUUGGUCGGCUUACUGGCUGCCCGUCUUUCAGGCUUUGACCGCGCAAUGCACGAACCCCUGUCGCGAGGUCCGCCAGCUGGCAUUCUCCUCGUUGCAACGGUCGCUGCUGCUCCCUGAACUCACCAGCAACGACCCCCAGGAGUGGACUGCCAUAUUCGGAAGCGUGCUGUUCCCCCUGAUUCAACGACUCCUCAAGCCGGAAGUAUUCUCUACCGAUCGUGAUGGCAUGGGCGAAAUGCGCGUCCAGGCUGCAUCGCUACUGUGCAAAGUGUUUCUACAGUACCUCGUGCUUCUGUCCGAGUGGGAGGGCAUGCUCGAUCUCUGGAUAAAAAUCGUCGAGAUAAUGGAUCGUCUAAAGAACAGCGGUCAAGGUGACAGCUUGGAGGAGGCGGUAUGGGAGAAUCUGAAAAACGUCGUGUUGUUCAUGGCGAGCAGUGGCUAUCUGGUGUCCCCCAAGCAGGAUCCGUCCAAGGAACAGCUGUGGACGGAGACUUGGAAGCGUAUCGACCGCUUCCUCCCCGAUCUGCGUAGCGACUUGGCCCUUGAGGGAGAAGAGGAGGUCGAGGAGACUGGAAAGAAGCAAGAAGGCAAGAAGGAGGAGAAGGGGGAGGAGAAGAAAGCUGACGAUGUAGACACAAAGGAGGAGGCUAAGGAGGCCUCUUGA
Geosmithia morbida is the source of this 4749-nucleotide messenger RNA. Its product is annotated as golgi-specific brefeldin A-resistance guanine nucleotide exchange factor 1. Gene Ontology annotation, molecular function: guanyl-nucleotide exchange factor activity. The transcript has 7 exons. The record is from RefSeq and is a predicted model, not a curated record. The coding region runs from base 1 to 4749 and encodes 1582 amino acids. Gene Ontology annotation, biological process: regulation of ARF protein signal transduction. NCBI's taxonomy places the organism in Eukaryota, Fungi, Ascomycota, Sordariomycetes, Hypocreales, Bionectriaceae.